Pseudoliparis swirei is the source of this 1342-nucleotide messenger RNA. It is a transcript of the gene chmp4c, whose product is annotated as charged multivesicular body protein 4C. Gene Ontology annotation, cellular component: ESCRT III complex; cytoplasmic side of plasma membrane; multivesicular body. The coding region runs from base 208 to 906 and encodes 232 amino acids. The transcript is spliced from 5 exons. Lineage: Eukaryota; Metazoa; Chordata; Actinopteri; Perciformes; Liparidae. The record is from RefSeq and is a predicted model, not a curated record. Gene Ontology annotation, biological process: late endosome to vacuole transport via multivesicular body sorting pathway; vesicle budding from membrane.
GGCGUCAGACGUCACACGUCACCCAGGUAAAGGUGUGGCGAAAGGUGCGUUCACUGGCUGGUUUGAAUUGAAAGCACAAAGCCGUCGAGCUGGAAAAUCUGCUCGUAACACAUCCGCCUUGUAAAAAAAAAAAAAAACCACUGCGAGGCUGCGCGAGCUCGUGUACACGUCAGUUACCUGGGCAGUUUACACCGAAAGCUCCUCAAAAUGAGCAAAAUCGCGAAACUAUUCAAGGGGAGCUCCAGCUCGAGCUCAUCGAGCUCUCCGAAGUCCAAACACCACCGGUCGCGGGGAGGACCUUCGCCCCAAGAGGCCAUUCACAAACUCCGGGAAACGGAAGAAAUGCUGACGAAGAAGCAAGACUACCUGGAGAAGAGGAUUGAGCAAGAACUCCUGAUCGCCAAGAAGAACGGCACAAAAAACAAGCGAGCUGCCCUGCAGGCCCUGAAGAGGAAGAAGCGCCUGGAGCAGCAGCUCACGCAGAUCGAUGGCACCCUCUCCACCAUCGAGUUUCAGAGGGAAGCUUUGGAGAACUCGCACACCAACACCGAGGUCCUGAAGAACAUGGGCUUUGCUGCCAAGGCCAUGAAGAAGGUCCACGAGAACAUGGACGUUGGCAAGAUCGAUGAUCUGAUGCAGGACAUCACAGAGCAACAGGACGUGGCUCGAGAGAUCAGCGAUGCCAUCUCCGGACCCUUUGGGGAGACAUUUGACGAGGACGAGCUGAUGGCGGAGCUGGAAGAGCUGGAACAGCAGGAGCUGGAGGACAACAUGAGGAGUAUGGGCGGACUGCCCAGCGUGCCCAGCUCCAAGCUGCCUUCAGCGAGGCCCAGUCACCGCGCAACGACCAAGAAAAGGGUUGAAGAGGAUGACGACAUGCAGAUGCUGGCGUCAUGGGCAACUUAAGUGCAUCAAAGCAGCCUUAAUGUACUUUGCCAGAUUGGUCUCUGUUGUGUCAGCUUAAUUAGUUUUGAAGGUUUUACGGGAAAAUGAAGUUCAUUGUAUAAUUUUUUUUAAAUACGCUUUCUGCCUAUCGGCUUGUCAUGUCACUUUACAGAUUAUAUUAAUCAAGAAAUAAAACAAAUUUAAGUCUAGAAAUCAACAAACUGUAUUUUCCUGUCAUUAAAUUGAUAAGUCAUUACUUUGCCUGUUCAUAAUGUACUGCUUUCACAGCCGAAAUGAAUACACAAUGUCCAUAUGACUGAUGUUUUUAACUCGUACAAGAUGAUGCCAAACUGUUUUGGCUGUAAAUAUAGUCGAAUUUUGCUAUCAUGCUGUAAAUAUAUAGAUUUCUUGCUUACUUCCAUUAAGGUUAAACAAUAAAUCAGUCCCCUAUAUAUGA